AUGGCCUUACUCUCAACACAUCCGGCCUACCAUAUCCUAGAUUUGAACUUUGGCGGUCCUUCAACAUGUCCGCCGCAGCAGGAGCCCGCUCGGAGGGACUUCGAUUCAUCGUCUAUGGACUGGACCUCGCCCGGCGCGCAACAAACGCGCUUCAACGUCGGCUCCUCGAUGGGUCACGCAUCGCAGCAGCAGAACGAGGGAAUGGAACUCGAUGAACUCAACUCGCCCCCCGCCGGAGUGUCGAACUUGAUUGCGCGCUUUGAAGGGAUUCGCGCUGCGCCGUCAAGCAGCAAUAGGGUCACGAGUCCAGUCAACUCGGUAGUUCAUCAGGCUCAACAGCCUGCCGACUUUAGUCAACUGGAUCCUUUUAACAACUCGUCGGCCAAGUCGUUUGGUUCUCAGUCGAAUACUUACAACUUGCCGACAAAUGAUUUUAAUGCGACGAACAAGAAUUUCGCAGCUCAAUCAAACACUUUCAAUUCCCAGACGAACACGUUCAACACAUCAUCCAAGGCUUUCGCCUCUCAAACCAACAACACCUUUGGCCAGUCGAACAAUACAUUCAGCCCGACGAAUACUUUCGGCUCCCCCACACAUACCUUCAAUCCACCAUCAAACGCAAAUGCCUUCAGCCCACCACCGAACACGAAUGCCUUUAGCCCGCCGCCUGCAGCCUUCAGCCCAGUAUCUACACCAUUCAGCCCGGCAACGUCAGCCUUUAGCCCAGCACCGACGCCGGCACCGAGCCUUAUCCCUGACACUCCGAGUGGGAUUCAAACGCCCUUUGGCCCUCCGCCUCCCACAUCAUUUCCUGGCCGAGCUCGAGCACCUAGCAUCGCUCCCACACCGAAGCCUGCCACGGGUAGUCGGCCGUCACGGGAGCAGGUUCCUGCUGAAGCCUGGGAGUCCUUCAAGCUGACCAUCAGGCACUUGUAUCUGGAAGAGCGGAGGCCUCUGAAAGAGGUUAUGCAAAUCAUGACCGAUCAGUAUGGUUUUCAAGCAACGCCGAAGAUGUAUAAAACGAGAUUCUCGCAGUGGGGCUUCGUCAAGAACAACACCGAGGACGAAGUGAAGAGACUACUGUCGAUGAAGUUUCAGCGCGAUGCCGAAGGCAAGGUGUCCGAAUUUGUGCGGAACGGUAGGGUGGUCAACUUGGGCACGUAUCUCAAGAGAAAAGGUGUUACGGAGUACGAUCUCGUCGACUUUGAAACGCCAGCUCAACUUCCGUCCUACGUGCGAUGUCGUACCCCGACACCGCCGCCCGCUCCGGGCUAUCUGCGAUCACCAGACCUGAUCCGAGCGCAGGAGACGAUUGUUGGGAACAUGAGGAAGGCAUUCUUGCAUUGUCGCCAGUUCGAAGUGGAAACUGACAGGCAGGUCGGAUGGACAUCGAUUAUGCUAUGGGGCGCCGGAUCGAGCGACAUGUUCGCCGACGCCAACAAGAAAUUCGAAAUGGGCGAGCACGAUGCAGGUGGCCAUCUCCUCAUGAGGGCAUUCAAGCGACUGGAGAUGGAUCUCAAGCAGCUUUCGCCCCAAGGCAUCAAGGAGCUACUUCUUGGCAUGGUGCAUCGCGAUGCAGGCAUGAUGACUGCCCUCUGCAAAUAUCUAGCCGCCUAUUCGUCGACAAACUUUGAACGAUCGCAUCCCCUACGACAGACUGCAACAGAAGCACGGGCCAAUCACGCUAUCGGAGCUGGUCUGGGCUGUAUUCCCACCAUCGCCGAAGAGCUCGAGGCCAUCUACGGCCGGCGCCACCCGUACGUUGCCCGGACAUGGAUCGACCUGGCCAUCUUCUACAACCAUGCCAACCCCGAAAGACUCGAGAAGCUGCUCUCGGAGCUCCAGCUGCUGCGGCGACAGGUCGCCGGCCGUUGUGGGCAGGGCAGCGCGGAUGACCUGGCCCUGCGAUACGCCGUGGUGCAGCUGAUGCAGGCAGCCUGGCCUAACGGUGACAAUACAAGGGCGGAAGCUCUCGACCUAUGGACGACGAUGAAGGAUGCCGGACUCGUCUUUCCCGUGCGAGGGGCGGAACACAACACGUUUUGCUAUCACAGCCCACUCAAGGUGGACCCGUGGGAUAGGCGAUGCAGAGACCGGUACGACGUUGGAACUCAGUUCUUCCAGCAACAUUGCGGCAUCAAGGUCCUGCCAUAUUUCGAAGAGGAUAUGCACUACACUGAGCAUGCUCCCGACUCGCACUCGGCGCUGGCGGCAGCUUUGGGACACAUGGCGCCGUCCAAGUUCUCGCUCAUCUAG
Molecule: messenger RNA, 2256 nt
Organism: Colletotrichum spaethianum
Lineage: Eukaryota; Fungi; Ascomycota; Sordariomycetes; Glomerellales; Glomerellaceae
Exons: 6
Coding region: 1-2256 (751 amino acids)
Source: RefSeq, a predicted model, not a curated record